AUGUUUGGUUUCUUAUCAUUUUUGCUAUCGUUACAUUUAAAGAUUGCUAAGACAUAUGAUAGAAAACAAACGACACAAAAAAAUUCUAUCUUUGCCACAUUAUAUAAUCAUGGAGAACCUACUAAUCAGACAUUACAAUUUACUUUCCCGGACUCUAGAUUCAAUUUAGAUAAAGAAAUUAUUGAACCAGAUAUAAUCUUAUAUAUUCAACUUUGGCCAUUUUUAUGUAUGAUCCUGAUAAUGAGUUUCAUUUGGUUCAUUUACAAACAAACUAAAAGACAUCAGAAUAGAAAAAUUCACUUAAAUAAUGAGAUUAUCACCACGACAACAACAAAAAUGUUUACUCAUGAAUUACCUGCAGCACCUGUAUCGUUAUUGAUUUGGAAACAUCAAUUACCAUUGUUAUCAUCAUUCCAUGAAUUGGAAGAAUUAGAGACAUUUACCACGGCUUUGCCAUCUCGCGGUGGCGGCCUCGAAUAA
Maudiozyma saulgeensis is the source of this 480-nucleotide messenger RNA. Lineage: Eukaryota; Fungi; Ascomycota; Saccharomycetes; Saccharomycetales; Saccharomycetaceae. The record is from the annotation of a GenBank genome assembly.